Falco peregrinus (peregrine falcon) is the source of this 9311-nucleotide messenger RNA. RefSeq names its product LIM domain binding 3 (gene LDB3). The record is from RefSeq and is a predicted model, not a curated record. Gene Ontology annotation, biological process: muscle structure development; heart development; actin cytoskeleton organization. The transcript has 17 exons. NCBI's taxonomy places the organism in Eukaryota, Metazoa, Chordata, Aves, Falconiformes, Falconidae. Gene Ontology annotation, molecular function: muscle alpha-actinin binding; actin binding. Bases 2432 to 4657 code for a protein of 741 amino acids. Gene Ontology annotation, cellular component: stress fiber; adherens junction; filamentous actin.
CGGCUCAGUUUAAGGUUGAAUCUUGCAUCCUUGGGCGUAUGCGCAGGGGCACGCCGCUGCCUCAGCGUCCUGUGGUGAUCCUUGAGGAAUCUCUGCAAUGGACACUGUACACUGACCGCGCAGGAUCCCCUCUUCUAAGCUUGCUGUACAUCGAUUGUGCUGUGCCAAACCACCGGCUCUCCGGAGGCCAGCCAACUCCGUGCAGGUGCUGUGACACCGAUGCCAUAUCACAGCUCAGGCCCUGGUCUGUGUGGAGCUGACAGUGACCCGCACAUAGACUCUUAAGCCACUUUUUGGUGUGUUCGUGUUGGUUUGGGUUUUUCUCCUUUGCUGUUUUCUCCUGUAGGACAAAACCGUCAAUUAGAAUCCCCUGCAGCAAGGCACAAAUUACAGUAGUCACAGCAUUGGUACAACUUUUCCUGGUUUCAGCCCGGCGUUGGGGAACAGUGAUAACAACAGAACGGCAGUGCAUUUAGCAACCUUCUUCUGGUUCAAGUACCUGCAUUAGAAACCGAGCCCUUCAUUUUAAUCCAGUUGCUGCUGUCGACUCAUUUUGUGACCGAAAGCUGGUAAUCUAAGCGCUAUGGUUACAUAUGUUAAAAGGAUGUGGUAACAACAACAGGUGUUGAGGUGUUCUUUACCUUAAAAAAAGACAUGGGAUAUCUUGGCAAGGUAGGCGCCAUAGAAGUAUUAAGUAUUACAUGCUGUAGUGGGUGCCUUUCAAAACAAUGACUGGAAUGCUGGUGAGGUGAGAACUUGGUAACAUACGCUUAAAGCCUUUUGGUAAUACAGGGGCAAAAAAGUCACUUAAAACAGUCUGGACAGGUAUCUUUUCCUCUUCCCUCAGCAGCCUGUCUCUCCACAGGUAUGGUUUCCAGUUUAACAUAGUUACCAAAAAUCUUCAAAUCUUCUAAAGGUCAUGUCUGACUACAUGUCAUGACUACUAUGAUAUAUAGGCAGUCUUUUAUGGUAGUGGAAUGAGGUCAUGGCAGGAAAAAAACCCAAAACACCUAGCUGAAAAAGUAGUGUGAAAUGUCAUUUUUCCGUAAUUCUGAAAGUAGUUAUGCAGGAGGACCUAGAGGUGAGGGUAAACAGCAGAUACGAUUAAUUGGUAAGGUGAUCCUGGCAGCAGCAAACAGCCAAAGAGAAAACGGUUUCAGCUCCAUUUCUGAAGGGAUUGUGUUACAGAGAAGGAAGAUAAUACUCCAUCAUUAUACUGCUGUAGCAUAUCUCCCCAGCAAUACUAUACUCUGUUGGGACCCACAAGCCACAUUACUAGAAAGGUAUCAACAAAGCAAAACUUGUUGAAGCCAAGCAUGAUAAAAAAUUUAACUUCUUAAGAAAGGUCAAAAUACAGGAUUUAGGACAACUUGAUAAAGGGACUAGUAAGAACUCAGAAAUACAAGGUUCUGUGAGAACUGAAGUAUUUUGAUUAAAUGGGUGAAACAAAGCUGUACAUGGAAGUACAAAUAGGAUUAGCUCAACUUAGUUCAGAGCUCAGCAGUGAAGGAAAGGAGACAUCAAUGAGCUCUUUUGCAUUGUAUAAUAGUCUUGCUUUGGAAGCAAUAUUGAACUUGUGCUGAACCUGUGGGAAAAAAAAUCUUAGCUCUCAGUAAUUUUAUAUUCAAUUUGACAUUGGCAAGGAAGGAAUUGAGAGCUAAAAAGCCUUUACAUUUCUAAUGUGUCAGUUUCAAAUUCUUUAGCACUGAUUACCCAUUAUAUAGUAAACGCGCUGUUUUGUCCUGUGGAUUGCAAUGAAGAUCAGUCCUCAAAUACAGCUGUUGUUUCCUCAUUAUUCCAUGUGGAAUAUAAUUAACAUUGGGUUAAUUCAAAAUUUUGGAAAACUCUAGGAUUGCAUACAUCAGACAUCUUGUUCAAAGCUUGAAUUUUCUUCAUGAAAGUGUCUAGGUGAGUAGUUUCUUCACAUGCUCCCAAUCCAUUCUCAUUGCCUUUCCAGUCUUCUGGAAGACUGAUAAUCUUACUGGGGACAGUGCAGGAAUCCAUAGGACAAGAAGGACACGUUUGUCAUAAAGCAGAAUGCUGCUUUCUCAUACCGCCACUCCCUCAGUUGAGGGUGACUGAAAUGAAGGCCAAUAUUUUUGUCUGAGUUUUUGUUUCAAAGGCAUGUUUAUCCAGCUUGUUGAAGAUCUGUUUAUCAAAGAAGAAAUUAUUGUUUAUUCCUCCACAGGGAAAGUCUUUCACUUGCCUGAAGAAAAACAUUAAAUGUUGAAACCAUGACCUUGCAUGAAAUCUUUUUAUAAGCCAAAGAUGCAUAGUCUAUUGCAGAUCAGAAGUCAGACUCAAGCAAUCUAAUUCUGAAAUGCCUAAUGAUACAACCUUGUUGCUGCAGUAACAGUAAUUCAAGGCUCUUCUAUGAGUACAUCUACCGCUGCAGCUAAAAUAUAACUGUGCCUUGUGAAAGCGGUACAAAAUGGCUUACAGCGUGACUCUGAAUGGUCCUGGACCAUGGGGCUUCCGACUGCAAGGGGGCAAGGACUUCAACAUGCCCUUGACCAUCUCCAGAAUUACCCCUGGCAGCAAGGCAGCGCAGUCACAGAUGAACCAAGGGGACCUUGUGGUAGCCAUUGAUGGAGUCAACACUGACAGCAUGACCCACUUAGAGGCCCAGAACAAGAUCAAGUCAGCCAGCCACAACUUGAGCCUCACUCUUCAGAAAUCUAAACGUCCAGUGCCAGUUUCAACCACAGCACCCAGAAUUGACACUCCCAGGACUGUAAUUCCCCACCAGAAGGAACCUGCUUGGGAAAUCAAUGGCAACAGAACAACCUUCAGUCCUCUAACUAACACGGCGACUGGGCCUAUGGGUAGUAUUUUAGCAACAAACGGAACGUUUUCAGGCUACCUCAACAAGCAAGAGAUCAGCUUUUCAAAUAGCUCUUCCUACUCAAAGACUACCACAGUUAGAUCUUCCAUGUCCUCUCAGUCUGUGACUUCUGACAUUUCACCUGAAAAGAGUAACCUAGGUUCCAAACUAAGCCCUGUAUUGACUGAUGGCAGUAGUCCCAUACACCAGCUGAGCCCUGCAAGGCAGUAUAACAACCCUAUUGGCCUUUACUCAGCAGAGACUCUAAGGGAAAUGGCUGAGAUGCAUAAAUUAAGUCUCAACCGAAGGGCUUCGGAAGGUGGACUUCCUAGAGGUACCCUUCCUAUUAAAGACACUCACGUAGACAGUGCCUCUCCGGUGUAUCAGGCUGUGCUUAAAACUCAGAACAAGCCUGAAGAUGAAACUGAAGACUGGAGCCGCCGUUCUGCCAAUCUGCAGUCUAAGUCUUUCCGCAUCCUUGCCCAGAUGACUGGAACGGAGUACAUGCAAGAUCCAGAUGAAGAAGCCCUGAGGAGGUCAAGAGACAAGGAAAAUGUCGCAGCAGCAUCACAAAACAGUACCCCUGUUGAGCAUGCUCCGGUGUCUACCAGUUCUGCCUCUGCUCCUGCACAUGCUUCAGCCCAUCAGCCUGCUACUGCUGCUCAAAACACAGCCAGUCUGAUGACACCACCAGCAACCACCUCAGUAGUGCAAGAGUCUUUCUCAUCCUCCUUCCAAAGAGUGCUUGCAGCCCCCAGCUCUCUUUCACAGCCUAAGCCUUUCCAUGGGUCCAAGAACAUGUCAUUAGCAGCUUCCACUAUUUCAUCUGCAAUCUCAUCUCAGUCUAGUUUCAACCGGCACUCUUCCACCUCCGUCAGCUACCAGUCAAAGAAGAGAAACACAAGCCAGUCAUAUACACCAAUGCCAGUUUCUGGAAGCUACGGUGAAAGUCCUGCUCCUUCUGCUACUUCAAAAAUGAGAGUUGUUACUACUGCCAGCAUAAAGCCCUCUGUCUACCAACCAGCACCAGCACCAGCGCAUUCCUACACCCCUGCCAACACUGAGCCUGCAAGCCGCCCUCCGUGGGUAACAGAUGACUCCUUUUCCCAGAAAUUUGCACCUGGAAAAACCACCACCACUGUCACAAAGCACAUCCUACCACGGGGUGCUCCAGUACCAUCUCCUGCCUCAACUUCUGCCUACCCAUCUCCAGGUUCAACUUCUUCCCAGGCUCCUGCAAUAGCUCGGGGAACAGUUCAGAGGGCUGAGCGUUUCCCAGCCAGCAGCCGAACUCCUCUCUGUGGGCACUGUAACAGCAUAAUUCGGGGUCCUUUCCUGGUAGCCAUGGGUCGCUCUUGGCACCCAGAAGAAUUCAAUUGUGCUUACUGCAAGACAUCCUUGGCUGAUAUGUGCUUUGUGGAAGAGCAGAAUAGUGUGUACUGUGAGCGCUGUUAUGAACAGUUCUUUGCACCAACCUGUGCCAGAUGCCACACUAAGAUCAUGGGGGAAGUUAUGCAUGCCCUAAGACAGACUUGGCACACCAGUUGCUUUGUCUGUGCUGCUUGUAAGAUGCCGUUUGGGAAUAGCCUCUUUCACAUGGAGGAUGGGGAACCUUACUGUGAGAAAGAUUAUAUUGCUUUGUUCAGCACAAAAUGCCAUGGCUGUGAUUUUCCUGUUGAAGCUGGAGAUAAAUUCAUUGAAGCUCUCGGACACACUUGGCAUGAUACCUGCUUCAUUUGUGCUGUAUGCCAUGUGAACUUGGAAGGUCAGCCUUUCUACUCCAAGAAGGAUAAGCCACUGUGCAAGAAGCAUGCCCACGCCAUCAAUGUUUAAAAGAGCUGGUAGUCAGUAAUGCUGGGGAGAAACAGAUGACUAACUGGGCAAUUAUAAAGUUGGUAACCAUGGCGAGUGUUUCUCUUGGUAAAAGCUGGGAAGUUGAUACUGCUGAAGUUUUAACUUUAACCUCUUUCAUAAAUGCAGAACAUGCUUUUGCAAGGUUCAUACAAAAACCUACUAAAUGCACAGUCAAAAACAAAUGAACUAGUCCAUUAUUAGAGCAACAGUUGGGGGAAAUAUUGAAAUUAACUAAAAACUGUAAUGUAAAAAGUAAUGUGCAAAUACAGUUUCAAAUAACUACCCACAGCAGUUUUAUUGCUUAGACCACACACUAGUGUUCAAGAACAACUGGGAAAGUCCUUUUGUAAUAAGUCAUUUUCUUUUAUAACAAGAAUGACUAAGUGCCACAUGUACAAUAAUCUGUAGAACCAAAGGCUAUAACUUUCAAAGGAAAAUAAAUAGAUUAGGGUUUCCUCUGUGAAAAGUGAGUGUUGUUCCAUUAUGUUGUGGUGCUACCUCAUAGCAUCAAAUAUUUUAGAUUCUUUCCGAAUAAGAAGUCUGCCUUGAAUCCAUAUGUAACUGGAAAGCAUAGGAGAUAAUCUGUAACUUAGUUUGAAAAUAAAGUGGAAACAGACUAACGCCUUCCAUAACCCGUUAAGAUUGAGAAAAGCAGGUUGGGUCAACGUUGCUAGUGCACUUGGCUUAUACUCGCACAGUAGAUUAGCCAUUUUCAUUCAUAAUAGAAAAGGACAACUGGCUUUCUCCAAAUUGCUUUUACAUUGAAUGGAAUAGAGCUGGCUGGAAAGGCUAGCUUUUAAUUCAAAUCCAGUUUUCCUUUCCUCUUGUGGAAAAAAUGCUCAAAGUUGCUUUGGUUUCUAAUUCCCAUUGAUAUCAGUGGGAGGUAGGAAUUUACAUCUGGACCUUCAUAUUGAUGAACACAGAAGACACACAUCCAUCUAGCACAGCUAGGAAAUGGAUGACAGCUUGCAAAAGUUCCCUACUCUAUCCCACACAGGAAAAAAGCAUCUUUCCCCCCCCCCACUUAGUAAAUUAACAUUGAUUAAAAAUUCAUAAGGAAGCAUAACACCACAGGCACAUUCUCUUUCCCCCUUUUCUUAGUUUAAGUGCAAUGCAUCCUGAAUUGUAGUAGUAUUUGCCAUUGUAAAACUGUAGAUAGGGUCUGACAAUUAGGAUAACCAUACAGUAAUCUUUUCUAGUAUUUUAAAAACAACUUUCAGGUUGUUCAAACAGUUAGUUAUAAAACUUUUUUUCACCAAAAAGAUCAAUACUUGUAGCACUGAUAACACCUUUGAAUUUUUAAUUUUAAAUACCAAUGACACUUGUACUAGAGACCGCAGGUCUGUUUGAAAAUAGAGUUAAAAUGGAAAGUCUGAUCACUAUUCAAGUUUUAUUAAUCUGUUUAAGUGAGAAUUAUGAUGUGUGUGUUGACAGCUUGCAGUACUGACAGUUUUGAAUUAGUAUUCCUGAGGCUGAGGAUGCAUUCUGUGGGCCGCAUUCUGUGGGCCACAUUCUGGUGCCAUCUGCACCCUAUUUCUGCCUAGUGUUUUGAGUAACAAGAAAUGACAUAGCAUUGUCUGCCUUUGCCCUCCAAUGGGUAAUGGUCAUUUCAAGAAAACUGUUGUGUCUUUUCAGGGAUGAAAAACUGUCCAAAGAUUGGGGGAGGAAUAGGAGAAAUUUGGAGUUCUAAUAUGAGAGUUGUUAGCUGCAGGCAGUGUGCAGCUUGGACAAAAAUAACAACCUGAACUGCCUGUGGCAGUUUUGACAUGUAUGACCUGUAUUUAUUCAGUAGGUAUCUUUGUUCUUACUGAUCUUAGCAGUGGUCUGAUACAGGCGCUACAGGGUCAGAUUUUUGUAUGCAUGAGUUAUUCUAAAAUACUAGCACAUUAUAUGAAAAGCCUUUUUUUUUUUUUUUUUUCUAUAGCAAACAAAUUUUCUGUUUUCAGUCGGUGCUGGGCUGGUGUGAAUAUGGUUCCAUUGAUUACAAAAUCCAAAGAUCUGGCUCAUAAUAUUCUCUAGAGGAAUAAAUUGUAAUCAUGGAAGUUAAAUAUUUUUUUCACUCAUAUUUGACUUCCUCAAACACCUUUUCAUAACAGUGAGACAAUUCUAGAGUUCCUUUUAAUUUUUUAAUGUCAUUCAAAAUGGUGGGUUUUAUUCUCUGUUAUUUAAGAGAAUUCAAACCAGCAUAUUAUAUACUAAGGCUGCAUGAAGAUAUUUUUUAGGCAGAUUUCUGUGUUACCCACUGACUGGGACUAGUUUCUUGCUGUCAACAUCAAAACAGGGAGUCAGACUCCUUGGGAGGACACAAAACGCUAGGACUUGUGAUGCCUCAGGAGAAUUUCAUGAGGUCUUUCACCUCUAAUCUACAGAUGUGUAUAUGUGUGUCUCUCACUCUCCACCUUCCCCCUCAAUGUCCUUAAAAGCUCCCUCUUCGCUGGCAGCGUGAAGGACAAAGCAUUUUAGGAGAUGGCCAGAGAUGGAAGGCUGCAGCUCAGGCAGGGGUACGCUCUGUGAGAUGGUGGUAGGCAGCACGGCUGGGGCUGUCUCUUCUUCAUGUUCACAGGGGAGCCCGGCUUGCCAGCUGAAGGGGCCCGGGUCAGCCUGCGAGUUGCUGGCUUGCUGGCUGGACAGAGGUAUGGGAGACAGGGGUCUCAGUGUAGGCAGGGGAAGGGAGGCUUGGAUCAGAGAAGGGAGAGCACCGGCAGCAGCCAGAAUGUAGGGGCUCUGGGGGCCUCUGGUUGAGUGUGGAAAGAUGAAGCAUUGAGGGGGUGGGAAGCCCUUACUGAAGCUGGGGCCGGAGGAGGGGGAAUGCCUAGGUAAGCCUAGUUUCACUGAGUUGACAGAGUAGAUGGUUGGGGUGGGGCAGGGGGAGGGAAAGGGGGAAUAGCCAGGAUGACUCACUACAGUCAGGGAAAGGGCCUGAAGCAAGAAAUUGGGGUACAAGUAGCUCACAAUAGUUCAGAGAGAGAGUAUGAAUAUGUACAGAAGGGGUGAGCAAAGGGGAUACAGGGUCCAAUCUAGUAUAUCUGAAGUCAGUACUGCAGAAAAGUGAAUGCAAUGUACAUAAGCAUAGCUGAGCUAGCUCGUGGGGUGACAACAGAGAAAAUGCAGCAGCACAGACUUCAGCAGAAGCUGUACUAGUUUGAGUCCUUAAAAUUUCCCUUUCAGUGGGAGCCGUACUAACUUGAGAGUCCUGAAAAUUUCCUUGGGCAGAUAACCUGCACUGUAACACAUGCCCUGACUCCAGCCGGUGCCCGAGCAAGUGAGAUUAAAGCUAGUUUACAUAUCACUAUAUGAGAUACAGUGAUAUCUCUGAACGAAGAACAGAGAUACCCUGAGGAUUAUAAUGUAAUAAAUUUCCUGUUUUGACUUGUGCUGCUUCAUAAUGUGGUCCAAAAAUAGAGAAUCCAGUUACCCGCCCUUGAUAUCUAUAUUAAGAUAUACUUUUUGCACAUAUCUGAACCAGAAAUUUGUGAAUAAUAAUGUAGUAUUUUGACUUUCAUGGGGGUAGAAUACCACAUAACUGCUGAUACUCUUCUGCCACAUGUCACCUUUGUGAUAUGGAGGGGGGAAAGAUGCAUAGAGAGAUAUAUAUAUAAUUCAACUUUCAACUAUCACUGAACAUAAACGCUGUACAAAAAUAUGCAAGACUAAUAAUGUCUACUUGUUUAUGUUUUAUGUCUUGUAAUAGAUGCCUGGGACAAGUCCUAAGUUCCUCUAAAUAUUUCUUUUCAUUCUAAUUAAUUUACAUAAUUAAACAAAGAUACUGUACCUCUGAAUGAUCAAAUAAAAAGACCAGUCUUUUAGCUAAUAAAACAUGUUCAGUAACUUUUCAAUCAAAGUCUUCAAAAAGUAUCUUAAUGCUUUUUCCAUUUUUUGGUUUUUUUUACAGAACAGAGUAAAAAUAAUGUUUCCACAGAAGACCGCUUCCAUUAUCUGGAAAAAAAAUCAUGACUUCUUUUUUUAGAAGUUCAUUUUUACUGUAUUGGAUUUACACAUUACACAUUUCUAAAAUAAAUUCAAAACAACAAAAAUAUUUUACUUUGGUCCUUCAUAGGUCAGUACUUUGGGCAAAAUGUUUUGUUAAAGAUUAUUUGUAUUUAUGUUUAAUAAUGUGAAUGUCCACAGCACUGAACACACUCACUAGUGUCUAGUGCUGGGCACACUAAUGUUUAUUUGCAAUACUUGUCUCCUGGUAGCAGAUAUUAAUUUCUUUAGUAUUUAUAAAUAUCAGAAUUUGAAACUGAGUGAAUUCUUGCCUGCAGUGAUCAUAUUAGAAAUCUAGGUUUUAUAAUGUAUUGACAUGUUGACUUGAUGCCACAAGUGCCCUUGCUUUUAGAUAGACUUUUUUUCCUAAGUUCCUAGUUUCUUCAGAAACAGAAUGUAGUGUGGUUUAUGAGGUGUGAGUAACUACCUUGCAUGGAUUAUCUGUGCCAACAUGAAUAAACCAGUCUAGUAAUAAAAGCAAUGUGCAAAUACAGUUAAAGCUUUAUGAUUUGGGCAUAUUUAUUAAUAUGGCAUGUGAACAGCUGACUACUUUCAGCCAUGUAAUACUGAUACAAAAGCAUACACAAGCUUGUACUCUCUACUUCAGACCUGAAAAUAAAAAUUAAAAGCAUUGGUUUCAACUUCA